Molecule: messenger RNA, 4061 nt
Organism: Pyrgilauda ruficollis (rufous-necked snowfinch)
Lineage: Eukaryota; Metazoa; Chordata; Aves; Passeriformes; Passeridae
Gene: WDHD1
Product: WD repeat and HMG-box DNA binding protein 1
Exons: 25
Biological process (GO): DNA-templated DNA replication; mitotic cell cycle; DNA repair
Cellular component (GO): nuclear replication fork
Molecular function (GO): chromatin binding; protein binding
Source: RefSeq, a predicted model, not a curated record
GCGGCGGGGCCCGCGACAGGUGGGAGCAAAGAUGCCAUCAAAGCAGAAGCCAAUGCGGUACGGCCACACCGAGGGACACACCGAUGUCUGCUUCAAUGACACUGGCAGCUGCAUUGUGACUUGUGGCAGUGAUGGAGAUGUUAGGAUUUGGGAAAACCUGGAUGAUGAUGAUCCAAAGUCCAUUAAUGUGGGAGAAAAGGCCUAUUCGUGUGCUCUAAAGAAUGGAAGGUUGAUCGCAGCAGUCUCCAACAACACUGUCCAGAUCCACACAUUUCCUGAGGGAGCUCCAGAUGGGAUCCUCACUCGUUUCACCAUGCCUGUCAACCACGUCACCUUUAGUCCUGAUGGCACCAAAGUUGCUGCUGGAUCCAGUGACUUUAUGAUCAAAGUUGUGGAGGUGACUGAUAGCAGCAAGCAGAAAACAUUCCGAGGACAUGAUGCUCCUGUUUUAAGCCUUUCUUUUGACCCCAAGGAUGUUUACCUGGCCUCGGCGAGCUGUGAUGGUUCUGUCAGAGUCUGGAACAUUGCAGAUCAGACAUGCACGAAAAGCUGGCUGCUGCUACAGAAAUGUAAUGAUGUGAUAAAUGCUAAAUCAAUCUGCAGGCUUGCCUGGCAACCUGGCACUGGCAAGCUGCUGGCAGUUCCUGUAGAUAAAGUUGUUGAACUGUUCAGAAGAGAGAGCUGGGAUAGUCAAUUUGAUCUGUCAGAUGCCUCCAUCACACAGCCUUUGAAUGUUGUGGUCUGGUCUCCUUGUGGGCAGUUCCUGGCAGCUGGAAGUGUGGAUGGGAAUUUAGUGGUGUGGAAUGUGGAAACCCAGCAGUGCAUAGAGAGGAUGAAGCAUGAGAAAAAAUACUCAAUUUGUGGACUGGCAUGGCACCCUAAGCAUAAAAAAAUUGCUUACACAGACAAUGAAGGAAACCUGGGGCUGUUGGAAAAUAUUGGUGAUGUGGAGAAGCCCAGUGACAAGGUUGCCAGUGCAGUGGCCAAAGACUACAACGAUCUGUUUGAUGGAGAUGAUGAUGAUUAUUUAAAUGGGGACGUGAUUGAACCAGCUUCUUCCCCAAAAACUGGAGAGAAUGAGGAUGAUGCUGAUGACCUUAUGCAACCCCCAGGCCAUGGGAGACGGGCAGUAAUUGAUGAUGAUGAUGAUAACUCACUAGAUAUUGGGUUGAUUAAAGCUAGUUCUGGUCUUCUUGAGAAGGAAGAUGAUGGUGAUGAUCAGACUGGUGGCUUUUCAGCUUUGCCACCAUCAUCUACACAACAGCCUUUCUAUGAUGGGCCAAUGCCAACCCCCAGGCAAAAGCCCUUCCAGUCUGGCUCCACUCCUGUGCAUCUGAUGCAUCGAUUCAUGGUGUGGAAUUCGGUCGGAAUCAUUCGCUGCUACAACGACGAGCAGGACAACGCCAUAGACAUCGAGUUCCACGACACCUCUGUGCACCACGCCACUCACCUCCCCAACUCCCUGGGCCACACCAUGGCUGACCUCUCCAAUGAAGCCAUCCUGCUGGCCUGUGAGAGCACAGAGGAGCUUGCAAGGUAAGUCAUGGCUUUGCUCUGCAAAACCCAUAAUAGGAAGCAGGGAUCCUGCACAAGGCUGCAGUUUUCCUCUGAAGCCAAAUAGUUGUGUGUCUGACAGUGAUAUCCAUGGGCAACACUGCAUUAGAAUUAAUUUUUGAUUCAAAACUAAUUUAGCCAAUUCUUCUGUUUUCUAACACAAUCAUUGAAUAAUUUCUUCCUAGGUACUGGCUUUGAUGGGGACCAGUGCCUUGGGAUACAGCUGAUGGAGCUAGGAAUGAAGAAAAGACAAAUUUUGCAUGGAGAUCCUGUUUCUCUGACAAGAAAAUCCUAUUUGGUGUGGGUUGGAUUCUCUGCAGAAGGUACCCCUUGUUACGUGGAUUCCGAGGGAACCGUGAGGAUGCUGAACCGAGGGCUUGGGAACACUUGGAUUCCAGUGUGCAACACCAGAGAGCAUUGCAAAGGGAAAUAUGAUCAUUACUGGGUCGUUGGCAUCCAUGAAAAGCCCCAGCAGCUCAGGUGUAUCCCUUGUAAAGGAGCCCGCUUCCCUCCCACCCUGCCACGACCUGCUGUAGCAAUCCUGCCUUUUAAACUGCCUUAUUGCCAAGGUGAAACAGAGAAGGGACAGAUGGAGGAGCAGUACUGGCGUUCUGUUUUAUUUCACAGCCACAUGGAUUACUUGUCAAAAAAUGGAUACGAAUUUGAUGAAAAUGCUAAAAAUCAGGCAGUGAAAGAACAGCAGGAACUUCUAAUGAAGCUGUUUGCUCUUUCCUGUAAGCUGGAGCGCGAGUCCCGCUGCGUGGAGCUCGCUGAGCUCAUGACCCACAGCGUGCUGAAUUUGGCCAUCAAAUACGCCUCCCGCUCCCGCAGGCUCAACCUGGCCCAGCUCCUCAGUGAGGUGGCCGUGGAAAAAGCCUCAGAGCUGGCAGCAGCACAGGAAGAUGAGGAGGAGGAAGAGGAUUUCCCAAAGCACUCGAGCGCCGGUUCCAGCAGCUCUGCCACCAAGUGGGGUCAGCUGCCAGGCAGGAAUGUUCAGCAGGACCAAGAAGUGGAAGAUGAUGAAGAAACUGAUGCCUGUGAGGAAGCAGAAGAAACCCCAGAAGUGCAUAAAGAGAAAGAGCCAAAUUGUUUCUCCAAAGGUGUCACUUCAGCAGAGGUAACUACUCCAAAGCCUGCUCUGGUUGCAUCCAGCAGCAGAGGACGAGUGAAUCCAUUUAAGGUGUCAUCCAGCAAAAAGGACCCAGUGGUCCCCUCAGGAAAAGUUUUAGACAAUAUGACCAAAUACUCAAAGAAAACAUCUUCAUCUGGCAGUCGAGCUGCAGACAAGCAGAACCCUCCAGUUAUAAAGCCUCUGACUCCCAAACCCAAGACCAAGCAGGCUUCAGCAGCCUCCUUCUUCCAGCCUCGCACACCUGCAGCUAAUCCUGGUGAAAAAACAGUGGAAGAAAGAGAAGAAAAAGCAGGAAAUGAGUCCCAAGAAGCCAAAGUCGCUGCACAGGAAAACACUGAAAACAGAAGACCAAAGACAGGUUUCCAGAUGUGGCUAGAAGAGAACAGAGCAAACAUUUUGACAGAUAAUCCUGAUCUGAAUGAAGCAGAAGUAAUAAAAGAAGGAAUGAGUCGAUUUAGAAUGCUGACAUCAGAGGAAAGGAUGGUGUGGACUGAGAAAGCAAGAGGAGGAAGAGUCGGUGACUCAGCAGAAGACAAAAAGAGGAAGCGCCCCACAGCUGAGGAAGAUGAAGUGAAAAAGAGCCAGGAGCAGAAAUCAGAGGACACAAAUGUAUCCAAAAAAUCCAAGCCUUUAGAUCCAUCCACAAACAACAGAUUGUCAUCUUUUGCCUUCAAGCAGAGCUAGAUGAAGUGGUCCCUUCUCAGUGUCUGUGUUCUGAAAGAAUUCAUGGAAGAAAUUCCUCUGUGUUGAGGAGUUGGCUGCCAUGCUUGAAGAGCACUGGCAAAAAGAGUGCCUGGCUCCAAAUAGUCUGUUAGAAAGUGGUUUAUUAUCAAUUUUUGAGAGGAAUGUUGAAUCCCCUCCCACAGUCUUUGACCAGUUCCUGCUCAUGGGCCUGUUCCCUGGCAGCACACCCUGAGCAGAGCUGUGUACUGUGGUACACCCCGUGUGCCCUGAUAGCAGUGAUAUUGGGUGCUAAAUGCAGAUUAAUCCUUCUGGGGAGGGUAAACUACUACAAAAUCUGCCCUGUGGUUUUAGAGAGGCAAAAUAAUGGCUUCCCUACCAUCCCUACUGCCUUGAGAGCAAAGACACUCCAGGAAAUGGGUGUGAGGAGGAGAAAGCUGGACACCAGCAACAUGUUCAGCUGCAUUUUCAACACCUGUGGCAUUGGCAGAGCCUGAUGUGGGCAGGGAUAGAAAACCAGAGCAGAAACUGAGUUAGGAAGGUCAGGUGUGCAAAGCCAAACCAUUCCAGACUGUGCAAAGGUGCUUUCCCAAUCCCUGCCUCAGCAGGAUCCAGAAACUGCUCGGAACUUUUAAUAUUUCUAACAUUUAUGUCUGUAAUGUUUGUUUCUUUAAAUAAAAUGGCUGUUUCUUUA